AUGCCAUCACGCAUGGGACCAUCUUAUGCAGCGGAGUUUGGACUUCCCAAUCCACGGCCAACACAGAUCCAGUCGUUCAUCGAGCGAUGUUGUGACCCAAGCUUGGAGCAGAUGAAUCUGUCGCUCGCACUGGAGCUCGCUGACUAUAUCAAUACGAAGCGUGCCAACACAGCGCGCGAAGCAGCCUUCGAGAUCGUCCAGCGGGUGAAUUCACGCGUGUCACACGUCGGUAUCCUUGCCCUCGACUUGCUCGACAUUCUUGUAAAGAACUGUGGUUACCUCAUCCACCUGCAAAUUGGCACGAAGGAAUUCCUCAAUGAACUGGUGCGUCGGUUCCCUGAGCGACCACCUAUGCACCCGGGCCCUGUUAUGACGCGCAUUCUCGAGAUGAUUCAUGAAUGGCGACAGACAAUUUGCGUCACGAGCAAGCACAAGGAAGAUCUUGUGCACAUCCGCGAUAUGCACCGCCUCCUUAUGUACAAGGGAUAUCGGUUCCCUAAAAUUGAUGCGCGCUCUGCAGCUGUGCUAAGUACGAAUCAGCCGCUGCAGUCGCCCGAAGAACUUGAAGAAGAAACGCGCCUGGCGCAGAGUGCCAAACUGCAGGAGCUCAUCCGACGUGGUACACCGCGCGAUCUCCAGCAGGCGCAAGAAUUGAUGAAAAUCUUGUCGGGUGCUGACCCAGAGAGAAACAAUGUACAGACGCGCCAGAUUACGAAAGAAAUGGACAAGAUCGAGUCACGAGCGAAGCUUCUUGGCGAUAUGCUAGACCAGGCGAACCCUUCCGACAAGUUUGUCUCGGGUGACGCUUAUGACCAGGUUGCAUCGAGCCUGCGAAGUGUCCAACCGCGCCUUCAAAAAUGGAUUGAGCAAGCAGAAGAUGAUGAAGAGUCUCGUCACCUGAAUCGCUUCUUGCAGCUCAACGAUAUGAUCAAUCAGACACUUGAUCGCUAUGAUGCCGUGUCUCAUGGUCGAGAAAGUGUGACAAAGCGUGCUACAAACUCAUUGAUUUCUUUCGAUGAUGAUGCUGAAAAUGCACCGUCGUCAAGUAGCCAGGCUACUUCAGCUCCAGACUCUACGUCAGGUCCGGACUUUUCUGCAAAAAAGUCGAUCUUUGACGAGUUCGAGUCUCUGUCGUUUGGAAACACUGCUUCUACGACUCCCAACAGCUCAACGAACACCAACGACACCUUGAAAGCGAACAAUAACUCUGCAUUGUCGACGACAAACCCCGCCGCUUCUUUAUCGCAUCAGUCUUCUUCUGUUUCUUCUUCUACGCCUUCAAACAACAUAUUCGACUUGCUGGGUGACAUUGACGAGCCAUCCACUCCUGGCACAUCCGCUAUGGCUACUACGUCCGCGCCUUCCGUUCAUCCUUCCACAUCCAAAUCUCAUUUUUCACAUACAUCCAAUGCGCCUCCUGCAUCAUCAAAAGAUCCUUUUGCUGGCUUAGACCUGCUUUCAUAA
This is a messenger RNA of Malassezia globosa CBS 7966, 1464 nucleotides long. RefSeq lists its product as uncharacterized. Gene Ontology annotation, cellular component: trans-Golgi network. The record is from RefSeq and is a predicted model, not a curated record. The transcript has a single exon. Gene Ontology annotation, molecular function: phosphatidylinositol binding; ubiquitin binding. Gene Ontology annotation, biological process: Golgi to vacuole transport; protein transport to vacuole involved in ubiquitin-dependent protein catabolic process via the multivesicular body sorting pathway; Golgi to endosome transport. Lineage: Eukaryota; Fungi; Basidiomycota; Malasseziomycetes; Malasseziales; Malasseziaceae. The coding region runs from base 1 to 1464 and encodes 487 amino acids.